GGGGGACGGCUGGGGAGGGGCGGUGCGCCGAGCCGAACCGCGCGGCCGGGGCGCUGCGUUGGGGGCGCCGUGUCUCCCCGCCGGGGCAGCGCCGUGGGCGCCGGGCCCUCCUGUCGCUGAAGCCCCCGCGGUAGCUGGAGCGCUGCGGGCGGCUCUUGGCCGCUCCCCGGGGCGGCGGGGCGCUCCCGCCGUGCCCGGCUUGGGCAGGCGGCGGAGGUGGCCGCCGUGUGGUCUCGCAGGGGGCGGGCGGGGGAGCAGCCCUGCCCCACCCGCGGCCAGCAGCGGGGCUGAGCUGGGCGGGGCGGCAGCGCCCGGCGAGGGCUCCGCUCUGCGGCUGCCCCUCAGCAGCUGCUUAGGGCUGCUUGGGUUUUUCCCCCCUCCAAUUUCUGCCAGUAGUGGAGCAAUAGAACAUCUAAGGAACCGACUUAACGGGCUGGCUCAGCGUAGGUGGGUGCAAAGCCCUAAUUGCUUCUAGGCGAUGCGGGUCUUUCAAACAGUUCAUCGAAGACUGUGGUGAUGUGCUUGGGAAUACUGCAUAUGCAGAAUUAGGACUAAAAUGUUAAUGGAUGCAAAAUUGCAUUCAAUAUGAUUGUGGUACUUAAGCAAUGCAUGAAUUUUUGAAAAAAAUAGAAAAAUUUUAUGAAUAAUUAACCAAACAUAACCCGUGCAAUGCAAAUCAUUAAGGCUAUUUGGGUAUGCUUGCCUUGCACUUGAGAGCAAGUAGCUAAGUUUUUUUUUGUCCUGUUUGAUUUGUAAAUGGAAUAAAAAAAAAAGUAUUUCACUUGUGCUGUAGCAGUUCAUAGUUCUGUACUGUCAAAAUUACAAACUUCUCCCUCUUAACUGAUGAAUACUUAAGUUCUGACAGGUAAACUGUUGGGGUGGGCACUGGUCAUUUUCUUUAACAGUUUUCUAUCAUCAGAAAUACAUCUUUUGAACUCCUAAAAGUUUAAAUGUGUUCCAUUACAAGUCUUUAAAAGACUCGCUCUGGGGAUCCCCACUCCAGUCUAUAUUCUAGAAAUCUUGGUGCUUUUUAAAAUAAUGUUUCAGUUGAAUUUUGAUCAAGAAAAGGGGAUUUCUUUAGAACAAUAUUUAGACAAAUUGUGUGUAGUGAAUAUGCUACAUUAUGAGCUGUAAUAAAACCUGUAAUUCUAACAGUUCAUUUGUAAAAAACCCAACAACAAAACCCCCCAAAUUGUAACAAAUCUUCAGACACAAUGAAGAGCACACAAGCACGGUUUUACAGUGCCUUAUGUUUUACUGCUGGAAACUCACUGAUUUGGGUUAAGUCUUGUUGAACACUGCUAAGAGUUGGCUUGUGUUUAAACACUUUGGUCCUGCUGCUGAAACCUGUAGCACAGCCUUAUUUUAUUUUUCAGUUCUGUCCCCAUGCUGAAUUACUCUGGUUGUGGAUUAUCUGUGCUAGGGACUGUUCUGUGCACCUGUGUGAAAUGUCUUUGAGUCAUAGCACGUUGACUAGUGCCGUGCAGACUCAGUUGUACUUCUUCCUAGGGUAGCUGGGCUUGGUUGUGUGACUCUUCUGCUCACUUACACAUGGGGCUGAUGAGUCCUAUGGGAUUUGAGUAGGCUCCACUUAGCUCCUCAAGUAGUCUAAAAUGGGCUUGGGUUCUGGCUAAUGCUGACCCCCAGGUGAGUCAAGCACUGUGUGCUGUAGGAAGGCUCCAUGAAUUGGAUGGUGUAGUGCCACCUUCUCUUCUAACUAGUCUUGGUUAACAGACUUGAUUGUGUUAUGAAACAUCACAUUAGUUAUUUAAACCAUAGUAGCUAGAUUUGGUGACCUAAAUUCAUUUUGGUGUGACUUUUUAGGUAAGAUGUGGGUUGAGGUGCUGUGUCUUUAUGUAUGUAAUCACAUACCUUAAUCCUUUUUACUGUGUUAGCAACCACUGAAUGAUGGCUUGCUUUGUGUUGAUUAGAUUACUUUUUUUAACAGGUAUGUGAUUUAUAGCCAAGAAAAAGAGUGAAAUUACUGGGACUAUAAGAGAUCUGUAAUUCUAGACCCCUAAAGGUUUCUGACUUAGCGAGGUUUCUAUCAAGUUGCACUUUGACAGAAAUUGGAAUUUAGGAAGAUAAGGUAGCAUUGUUUUGUUCUGUUGACCAGAACUGCUUUUAGUAAGUUUUGUUAAUCUAUUUUAAUUUACAAAAAAAUGAAAUAAUAACCAAUAAUAGUAUCCAUUCUAAUCAAUUGACUGCUUUUCUUUCCAGGAAUCAAAUCUUUCAAAGCCGUUAAAACACCUAGAGAUGUUGAUAGGAAGCUAUAUGCAUUUCUUCCCUCUCCUUCCAAAGACUGGAUAAGCUUUGAUGGUUACAACGCACUUGUAAAUCCGGUUAGGUGUCUCUCAGAAGGUACAGAUAAGAGUCCAGGGACUGGAACCAUCCAUGUAAUAAUGCGGUUAGCAGAUAUCCAGGUAUGACUUUUGGAGACUUGUAAGCUUAUUGAAAACAAAACAGAAUUGUUGAGAGUAAAAUCAGCAUGGCCAAGCUGAACCCGCAUUCUUCUAGACAGUUUCUCAGCGUGCUUGUCCUUCUGGCUGCUGUCUUUGACAUCCUGGGUUCUUGUUCUUUAGAAUCUGAGGAUUAGUAAUCACAUGCUCUUUGUUUCAUUUUCAGGAAUGGAGCAGUUAUUACUGUUUUCUCAACUAAUACUGAUUUAUCAACUUCUAAUGAGUCAGUUCUGGUAUAACUGCUGAAAUACAAGCUGUUAAAACAAACCUUUAAAAAUACUUCCCACCUAAAUAUCCCAAAACCUGAAAGUCUUCAUAAAAAAUCUCUUCUGCCAUUACUGUUGACAGUUUACAAGAUAAAAAGGUAUCAAAACUGAGAAUGGCUGAAUUUCCAGUGCAGAUUAUGUGAAAGGACAAAAUGUGUAAGCCUUUCGUAAUUUUCGUAGUGUAAGCAGUUCUGUGAGCAACAGACUAAUGAAGGCCAGCUUUCCAGGAAUGCAUCUGGAGGUCUGACUUCUGUGUAGGUUAUCUGGUGUCUAAAAAAGGGUUAUGUUGCAGCAUUUUUCUCUGUGGAUCUUCUAAUAGCAUUUCUCUUUAGCUGCUUGUUUUCAUGAAAUCUCUAGAAAUGCCUGAUCAUCUACUUUACUGUUGGGUUUUGCUGGAUGUAUUUGCAUGUGUGUGGAAGGCACAUUUCUGCAUCUUCCUUGCUCCAGCUCCAUACCAGUGUCAUAUUUAAUUUGAUUGCAUAUGCCUGGUUUCCUUAGGAACGCGAACUAAAAUGGUGCUGAUUUGAUGUAAGGAAAAAACGCCUUACGCUGGGUGCAGUCAGUCACUGGAAGAGGUUACCCAGAGAGGCUGUCAGACCUCUGUCUACAGGAGUUUCCAAGACCUGACAGGCUGAGACACCGAGCGCUGUGGUUGCAGUUCAUUGCUGAGCCUCCUUUGAGUAGGAGGCUGGGCUGGGUGUCCUGUUGAGGUUCCUUCCAAGGCAAGCGAGUAUUGUUCCAAGUAGUAAACUGAAAGGAAGGCAAAACAGGAACUUCCCAUUUUGUAGUGACCUCUCACUUUGAAGAAGUGAAAUGUUAGCAUUUUUGCUUUUCUUUAAUGCAGAGAAAUUAUAGUUGAGCAUAGUUACUCAGCAAAUUAGUAGUAUUUGUCUUUGACUAGUAGGAUGCUGUCCAGACCAUUACCUUGUGUUUAGAUUAGUACUAAAAUACUGCAGUACCACCAGAAGGGGAAGAGUUGCGUUUGUGAUGUUUGUUGAAAAGCUGAACGUAGUUGGAUGUUAUAAUACAUGAUUACAAACGUUAGAGAAACGAAGGGAUCCUUUAGUGUGGCAUGAAACUCCAGUUUGCUCUAUCGUUAUGGAGGUGUUAACCUAAAUGAACAGUAAAUGCAGGAAUAGAUUGAUGGAUAAAAUCUGACCUGAGCAAGGGUCGAGUGAUCUUUUUAGAACUGAGUUUGGGACAUCAUCUGCUCUUUUAUUUUGCUAUUAAAUUACCUUGGUUCUGCUUAUGAAAAGGUACUGUCUGUGAAAACUCAAUGGAUUAUCAUUAUUUUUUAAUUUUUUUUUUUUGGAAACUACAGUUAAAAGUAGUUUAAGAUAAAUCUGUCUUUAGGUAGCCAACGCGGUAAAAGAACCAAGACUUUUGGGCUAGGGUAACUUGGGUUUAAUUUAAUUUUAGUGCUUUCAUGUUGAAUUUGCUGGCUAAGAAUGGGUUGCAUACCAGCAGAAGAUUGCCUGUAGUUAUGCAUGGAAACAAAAGUGCAAGCUAAGGCCUGAAGAAUGUCCAAAGUAAAAGAUAAAUUGGUAGUAAAAGAAUAUGGAUAACGAGGUGUAUAGCAACCAGGGAAUUAAACUGAGAACUUGAGGGAAUAAGCUUAGAAGGUUGAAAUUUUGUGAUCUUUAUGAUGGGGCAUUACUGGUCUAAUGGGUACAGAGAAUGUUAGAUGAGAGUAAAUUAAGAGUCUUACACUUAGAAAAACAGUUUGUUUAAAUAGCAGAUAAAUAGCAUUGCAUGUGAUUCAGAAAUGUACAUCUUGGAUUGAAGACCAGCUACUUGAAAAUUGGAAAAUAAGUCAUUUGUACUCAAGCCUGUCCCUCCUGUUGUUGUCUCUUGUCUGUCUCCAGGAUUAAUGACUUACAUGUAUCUCAAGAGUUUUCUUACCCAGUAAUCAUUCUGAAAUGGAAGUUACAUACUAUACCACCUUUGUAGACCAGUGUUUCUUUUUUGUAAGGUAGACAUGCCUCAAGAAAUGUCUGCUUCACCUUCAGUAGCAUCAGCGUAUCAGUUAACGGACUGAGAUGGAGGAGCUGUUCCCAGUGGAGCCUAAUGUAUUGAACCGCAUCUCCUGGCUGAUGUGAGCAUGGUGGCAUCCUGUCAGCCCUGUUGUUACCAGCAGUGGACCGUGGGGUUGCUUUCCACACCCACCCCAAUGGUGUCAGAAUGUCUUCCAGACUUCUUACGGAUAAAAAAGAUUAGAAAACAAGACUAGCAUCUGUCAAAUGGGGCUCCCUCUCCAUUUCUCUCUACACACCUUUCCUUUGGGGGGAGAAGAAGAGGAGAAUAGCAUGAAAAGUGCAAAAUGUUUCAAAUUCCUGUUCAAAAUCUUGAUAGUAUCAGGAAGGCUCGAAAAAAGGUGAAGGGCAUUCUUGUGGAUCUUGGGCUUGACAGCUGCAGGGAAUUGUUGAAGAAUCUUAAAAGUUUUGACCCAGGUGAAAAACACUUCUGCAACACUUCAUGGAGUGAUGUCUCUCCUUGGGAGUCCGUGGGAAAGAGGAAGAGAUACAGAACAAAGCCGUACUGCUGUAGCUUAUGCAAGUUCUCCUCAAAAUUGCUUACUUCAUUCAAGAAUCACUUGCACCGUUACCAUGAGGAUGAAAUGGACCAAGAGCUGGUGGUUCCUUGCCCAAAAUGUGCAUUUGCUUCUCAUCCCAAAAUAGUGGGAAAACAUAUCCGAAUGUUUCAUUCAUCUAAUAAAAGAAUACAGAACUAUACAGUCAGCAUUUUGGAUGGCAUGAAACAAUUCAGAAGUGACAUCAUAAACUUCACAUGUCUAAAAUGUCACUUCACAGACACAUUGUAUUACAAUAUGAAGAAACAUGUGCUGCUGUACCAUUUUCAGGACUUAGUAAGUACGUAUUUUGGCCAGAAGUCUGAUGAAAGUAACGAGAAUUCUGUUGAGCACUACUGUAAAAAAUGUAAUGCUUCUGCAAACAGCCAAGAUUCUUUAAUGUAUCAUGUCCUGACAGCUGAAACGCACCGAGACCUGGAGAACAAACUUCGGUCUGUGAUUUCAGAACAUAUUAAGAAACCAGGACUUGUGAAACAAAUGCAAAUUGCUCCAAAGCCUGUUCAAGGUGUGACAGCAGCUGCUCCAUCUGCAGGGCCUGCCACUGCCCCAGCAGGUUCUGUCACAGCUCCGUCUUGCGUCCAGCUUGCAUUUCCACAGAAUAAUCAAACCCAGAGUGUGGUGCAGCCAAAAGCAGUUCAGAACACAGUCGGAUCACUGACUGUUCCAAGUGCCUCUGGUAGCGUUCUACAUACAACUUCUGCUCCAAUUGUUAGCCCAUCACAUGUUACUCUUGUAUCCAGUAAUAUUCCUGUAGGUCAGAAUAAUGUUAAUAUUCAGCCGUCACCUUCCCAGUCUAUCAUUGUUUCCCAUAGGCUCCCCCUUAAUCAGCCUGUGAGUGCUGGAGCUGUUCCUCUUAAUCAUUCCGUUGGGACUGUAAAUAGAGCUGUGGCCCCUGCAGUUCUUCCUCUUAAUCAGCCUGUCAGGCCUGGGCUCUUUCCUGUUAAUCAACCCAUUGGUACUAUAAAUGGUCCGGUUGCAGCUGGAACGCUGCCUGUUAUUCAGCCUGUCAGCCCUGUGAAUCAACCGGUUGCACCAGGAGUUCUUUCUGUCAACCAGUCUCUUGGGAAUGGGAACAGACCCAUUGGUCCCAGGGUCCUUCCUGUGGUGCAGACAGUUGGGUCCGGUGUUCUCCAGCUUAACCCGCCUGUUGUAUCUGGGGUUGUUCCUGUCAGGCAGCCUGUCAGACCUGGGUUUCUUCAGCUUAAUCAACCUGUUGCAUCAGCAGUUAUCCCAGUAAAUCAGCCAGUUCAACCUGCAGUUUCUCAAAACACAGCUUUUUUGACUGCAGGUUCUAUACUUCGGCAGUUGAUUCCAACCGGUAAGCAGGUUAAUGGGAUACCUACGUACACGCUUGCCCCCGUUUCCGUUACUUUGCCUGUACCUCCUGGUGGUGGAGUAGCCACUGUUACACCACCGCAAGUGCCCAUCCAGCUAAUGCAGUCUGGGACGGUAACUCAGUUGUCCCAGUCACCAGCUAGUGCACCUUCUCCUCCAGUGGUUUUAAUGUCUCAGAAUAUAUCGUUACAAGCCUCCCCGCCUGAUCCUGAAACAAGUCAGGCUGUCAGACAGGCUAAGCAGUGGAAGACUUGCCCAGUUUGCAACGAGCUUUUCCCAUCAAACGUCUACCAGGUGCAUGUGGAGGUUGCCCACCAACAUGGUGAAGUAAAAACGGAGGAAACCCUGGAACCCGACAAACUUGCAGCUUGUGCACCCUUUCUAAGGUGGAUGACAGAAAAGACGGUCCGGUGUUUCUCUUGUAAAUGUUUUCUCUGUGAGGAAGAGCUCAUGAAACAUCUGUUGAUGCAUGGCUUAGCUUGCUUGUUUUGCACAGUUACUUUCCAUGACUUAAAAAGCCUCAUGGAACACAAUAAAACCACACACAAUGGGAAAAAGCAGUUACAUGCAGAUUAUAGCAACAGAGGAUUUCAGUUAGGUAAUGAUGCUCAGGGUGACCUUGUGUUUCCACACUUUGAUUUCAGUACAGUGUUACCAGAGGAAGACAUCGGUGAAAGAGAAGUACAUUUGGCAGUGCUUGCUGGACUAAAUUCAAGGACACUUGUCCCCGUUUACAUCAAAGUGAAGCCUCAGACGGCAGAAGUGAAUAAUAGAUGCAACAAAAAAGUGUUAACCUGUCCCUUUUGCUUUGGUACGUUUGUUAGUAAAGAAAUCUAUGAAAUGCAUUUGAAAGAGCGGCAUCAUAUAAUGCCAACUGUACAUACAAUUUUAAAAUCUCCUGCUUUCAAGUGCAUCCACUGUUGUGGUGUGUACACUGGAAAUAUGACUCUAACAGCUAUUGCUGUACAUUUGCUCCGUUGUAGAAGUGCUCCCAAAGACAGCAACUCAAGCAUGAAGAUGCAGCUUGAGCGUAGUGAGAAGAAAGAGCUACUGUUCGUGAACGGCGAAAAGCAUGAUUCAGUGGUACUGAAAAGAAAGCAAUCGGAUUCCUGCUUUGUUGCAGAAGACCAAAGGAAUAAGGAACAGCAGCCUCUGAGCUUAAGUACUGGCGUAGUUCUAGCUCCAGAAAAAGAAGUGAAUUCAGGGGUAGUGCCUUUCAAACGACAGAAGAUUCAUACUAGGACUGAGAUGAGGAAGCUUCCUUCUAGUGACGAUCUUCGCUUUCUAGCAGUAGAUCCUAAACAGUAUGAUCACAAUUCAUACGAGGCUCAAAAACAGUUUUUGACAGACUACUUUCAUAAGAGGCCAUAUCCUUCUAAAAAAGAGGUGGAAUUACUUACUUUGCUGCUAUAUGCGUGGAAAAUUGAUGUUGCAUCUUUCUUUGGAAAAAGAAGGAAUAUAUGUUUAAAGGCGAUAAAUAAUCACAAACCGUCUGUGCUGCUGGGUUUCAGUAUGUCUGAACUAAAAAAUAUUAAGCACAGUUUGAAUAUAAAAGAUAAACCAUUAGAUGUGUAAACAAGCUUUUUAUAACAGCUAAAAGCAGUCCGUAAUUGCAUACUCAAUGAAUUAGCAGUUUAUUUUAUUUGUUUUAACUUGCAGACUGGCCUGUUGAAGGGUACAGUAGUACAAAAAGUCUCAUUCAAUCGUGGCUGUGAUGGUGAAAGGCACACAUAGUUGUGUAUUUGAAAAAGCUAAAACCUUCAGACUUACACAUCUGGAAUUUGUUUUAGCUUCUUGCUUUGUCUGGACUAGUGUUUUUGGGGGUGUUUAUUUGGUUCCAUUUCCCUUGGUUCCCUUUCAGGCUCCCAUUACACUUUUUAUACCAUCAUGUAAAACAUUUGUCCUAUUAACAAAUUUUGUUUUAUUUUUCUGCAAUGUUGUCAUUUUUUCUAAACAAUAAAAUGUAUAAUGUUGGUUAAAAUACUGAGGUAAACUAUGUGAUAAACAUCUAUUUGAUUAUUUGUGGGUUUAAGUCCUAUUUUUUUAAUAUGUUUUUGUUCUAUCUACUGAAGUGACUGUAGCCUUUAAAUCAGUUGCCCCUUCAAAUUCCCAGUGCACUGGUAGCAAUAAAAUACAUGGCAGAUUUUU
Molecule: messenger RNA, 8798 nt
Organism: Falco peregrinus (peregrine falcon)
Lineage: Eukaryota; Metazoa; Chordata; Aves; Falconiformes; Falconidae
Gene: ADNP2
Product: ADNP homeobox 2
Exons: 5
Coding region: 5046-8225 (1059 amino acids)
Biological process (GO): regulation of gene expression
Cellular component (GO): nucleus
Molecular function (GO): DNA binding
Source: RefSeq, a predicted model, not a curated record